Drosophila albomicans is the source of this 1208-nucleotide messenger RNA. RefSeq names its product ferritin subunit (gene Fer1HCH). Gene Ontology annotation, cellular component: cytoplasm. The coding region runs from base 363 to 1097 and encodes 244 amino acids. The transcript is spliced from 4 exons. NCBI's taxonomy places the organism in Eukaryota, Metazoa, Arthropoda, Insecta, Diptera, Drosophilidae. Gene Ontology annotation, molecular function: ferrous iron binding; ferric iron binding. Gene Ontology annotation, biological process: intracellular iron ion homeostasis; iron ion transport. The record is from RefSeq and is a predicted model, not a curated record.
UUUGCAUUCACAUAGCGAAGGCGCGUAAAGCAGAAAAGUUUAAUAAAGAAAAACAUACGACAAAAUAAUUUGCCCGUCAUAUAGCAUAGGAAUUACUAAGGUACCGGAAGAAUUAAAUCUGGGUGUAUAAUUCCCGAAAAAAAGCAAGAGCAAGCUUUGCCUUCUAUGCCAGUGUGUGUAAAGGCAGCUGUGACAAGCAAAGAUUCGCACUCGAAACUUCUAUUUAACAUUGGUCAACUAACAUAAACGGUUCAUUUUCAUUUUAAACUAAGCAUUGAAAUCAUUGAAUUAUUAACUGAAAGUGAUAUAAAUUUGUUCUGUGAUUUUGUGUAAAGACAUCAACUGCAACCCGAAGAACAAAAAUGGUGAAAUUAAUUGCGAGUAUUGCAAGUCUGCUGGUCGUUCUGGCUCUGGCCAACGUGGCUCAGGCUGAUAGUCUAAAAUCUAGUCAGUUCAGUGUUGUGCAGGAGUUGAAGAUUCAAAAGAACGAUGAAAUCAAGGUGACGAAUAAAUUGCAAGACGAUGAUCUAUUAACUUGCAACAUCAAGUCGAAUGCCGCCUUCAGCGGAUGGCCCGACAUGAAGGCGCCUUGCAUUAACAGCAUGCGCAAGCAGAUCCAAAAGGAAAUCUUCGCCUCCACCCAAUACCUGGCCAUGGCUGCCCAUUUCGCCACCGACACCGUCAAUCGUCCCGGAUUCGCCGAGCACUUUAUCAAGGCCGCCAAGGAAGAGCGUGAGCAUGGAGCCAAGCUGGUUGAAUAUCUGUCGAUGCGUGGUCAACUGACCGACACCGUGAACAACCUUAUCAAAGUGCCGACUGUUGAUGUGAGCAAAUGGACUGGUCUGUCUGCUCUGGAGGCGGCCUUCAAGCUGGAAACCGAGGUGACCAACUCCAUUCGCGCUCUUAUCAAGACCUGCGAGGGCACCGCCAAGAAUGGUGAAGAUAACGAUUACCAUCUGGUCGAUUAUCUGACUGGCGUCUAUCUGGAGGAGCAGCUGACUGGCCAACGCGACCUGGCUGGCAAGAUCACCACAUUGGAGAAGAUGAUGGAUUCGCACGGCGAGCUUGGCGAAUUCCUGUUCGACAAGAACUUGUAAGGGAAAUCAACCCUCAACUCAAUCACUAGCAAGCUAUUCAUAGUUUUAACUGUGCUCUUUCAAAAAAAAAAAACAACAACAAAUAAAACUAUUAUUUAAAAUUUACUGUAA